GCUCAGCGCUGUUCGGCGCAACGGGGGGUCAGCCCUUGGGAAGCGUUGGACUAUAUGGUAGGGUGCGAGUGACCCCGCGCGACUUGGAGCUCGAUGGCCCCGGGUUGUUUGGGGCGUCCGCCUCUCGCGCUAUUCUGAGCUGGAGACCGAGGCGCAUGAAAAUGCAUUCGCUUCCAUAGGACGCUGCAUUGUGGCUUGAAGGUUCAAGGGAAGGGUUCAAACGACCCCGCCGUACGAACUUUUGUCGGGGGGCGCUCCCGGCCCCGGGCUCUUGUGCGCGCAUUAGGGCUUCGGGUCGCAAGCAAGACGAUACAGGAACCGACCAAUCGAUAGUCUUGUGCGACCGUGCACGUGUGCAGCAAUAGUUAGGUCGAUAACCACGUUGAACUUGCGUCUCUCUUCGUGGCGCCUCCUGCUUGGUGCUCCACUUCACUUGUCGCUAUAUAGCACAGCGUUGAAAGCAAAGGCCACACUAAUACAGCCGGGCUCGAGAGUCCGUCUGCGUUUGCAUUGUUGGCCAAGGGCUGCUUUGUAGCCAAAGCCAUACACGAAGCUUCACUUGAUUAGCUUUACGACCCUCAGCCGAAUCCUGCCAGUAUGACCGUUGCCGAGCAGCCCGUGGCACUCGUGCCCAGCGGCAAGGUGCAGGCGCCCGACGCUAUCGUAUCGCAAGCGGUCGAGCUCGGCGCUCCGUAUGAGCCUCCGCUCUCGCCCGAGGAUGCCGACUGGUCGCAGCACGUUCUUCCCUCAGCUGUGGACAAGCGCGACCAGGACACGCCCGACAACUGGGUGCGGCGCGACCCCCGCAUCCUGCGCCUCACCGGCCGGCACCCGCUCAACUGCGAGCCGCCCAUGUCCGUGCUCAUGCAGUACGGUUUCAUCACGCCGCCGGCCGUACACUUCGUGCGCAACCACGGCGCCGCGCCGCGCAUCCGCUGGGAUGAGCACCGCAUCGAGAUCAACGGCCUGGUCAACAAGCCGUUGACUUUGACCAUGGACGAGCUGGUGGCGCUGCCCUCCGUCACCUUCCCGGUGACGCUGGUGUGCGCUGGCAACCGCCGCAAGGAGGAGAACAUGCUGAAGAAGAGCAUUGGCUUCAACUGGGGCCCUUGUGCCACCAGCACCACCUACUGGACGGGCGUGCGGCUGCGCGACCUGUUGCAGCACGCCGGCAUCAAGACGCCGGCCGAGGGCGCCCGCUUCGUGUGCUUCCGCGGCCCCAAGGGCGAGCUGCCACGUGGCGAGGACGGCUCGUACGGCACCUCUCUGACGUACGCCAAGGCCAUGGACCCCGCCUCGGACGUUAUCAUCGCAUACAAGCAGAACCACAGGUGGCUGACGCCCGACCACGGCUUCCCGGUGCGCAUCAUCAUCCCGGGCUUCAUCGGCGGCCGCAUGGUCAAGUGGCUGAGCGAGAUCACCGUCAUGGACACGGAGUCGCAGAACUUCUACCACUUCAUGGACAACCGCGUGCUGCCCAGCCACGUGGACGAGGAGCUGGCCAAGAAGGAGGGCUGGUGGUACAAGCCCGAGUUCAUCAUCAACGACCUCAACAUCAACAGCGCGAUGGCUCGGCCCUGGCACGACGAGCUGGUCCCGCUGGACGCCAACCGGCCCUACACCAUCAAGGGUUACGCCUACGCCGGCGGCGGCCGCAAGAUCAUCCGCUGCGAGGUCUCGCUGGACGACGGCAAGACCUGGCGCCUGGGCGACAUCCAGCGCUUCGAGGAGCCCAACGAGUACGGCAAGCACUGGUGCUGGGUGCACUGGACGCUGGAGGUGAACACGUUUGACUUCCUGUCCGCCAAGGAGGUGCUGUGCCGCGCCUGGGAUGAGACCAUGAACACGCAGCCGGCGGUGAUCACCUGGAACCUGAUGGGCAUGAUGAACAACUGCUACUUCCGCAUCAAGAUCCACCCGGAGGUGGACCCAGCCACGGGCGUCAUGGGCCUGCGCUUCCAGCACCCGGCCCCCGUGGAGCUGGGCGACAAGGGCAACAUGGGCUGGCGCGAGGAGGACAACCUGGUGGCGCAGGCCGUGGCGGCGGCGCGCGACGGCGGAGGCGCGGCGGCGGCACCGCCGCCGCCGCCUCCGGCGGCGCUGCUGGCGAAUGGCGGCCCCAAGCAGUACACGCUGGAGGAGGUGGCGGAGCACGCGAGCGAGGAGAGCUGCUGGUUCGUGCACGAGGGCCGGGUGUACGACGCCACGCCCUACCUGAAUGACCAACCGGGUGGCGCCGAGUCCAUCCUGAUCACUGCGGGCGCGGACGCCACAGACGAGUUCAACGCCAUCCACAGCUCCAAAGCCAAGGCCAUGCUGGCCCAGUACUACAUCGGUGACCUCGUGGCAUCAAAACCAGCAACCGCCAACGGCACGGCAACCGCCAACGGCAACGGCACGGCAACUGCCAACGGCACCGCGGCGGCGGCGCCGCCCGCCGACCCUCUGGUUGUGCUGACGGGUCGCGCCAAGGUGAAGCUACCGCUGGUGGAGCGGAUUGAGCUCAACCGCAACACGCGCAUAUUCCGGUUCGGCCUGCCCUCGCCGGAGCACCGCAUCGGCCUGCCGGUGGGCAAGCACGUGUUCGUGUACGCGCAGGUGGGCGGCGAGAACGUGAUGCGCGCCUACACGCCCAUCAGCGGGGACGAGGAGAAGGGCCGGCUGGACAUGCUCAUCAAGGUGUACUUUAAGGGCGAGCACGCGUCCUACCCCGAGGGCGGCAAGAUGAGCCAGCAUUUCGACUCGCUCGCCAUCGGCGACUGCCUGGAGUUCAAGGGGCCGCUGGGGCACUUCGUGUACAACGGCCGCGGAAGCUACACGCUCAACGGCAAGGUGACCAAGCACGCCAGUCACAUGUCGUUUGUUGCGGGCGGCACGGGCAUCACGCCCUGCUACGCGGUCAUCAAGGCCGCACUGCGCGACCCCGAGGACAACACCAAGCUGGCGCUGCUGUUCGCCAACACACACGAGGACGACAUUCUGCUGCGCGAGGAGCUGGACGAGCUCGCAAACAACCACCCCGAGCGCUUCCGGCUGUGGUACACGGUGUCACAGCCCAAGGACGCGGCGACCUGGAAGUACGACGUGGGGCGUGUGAGCAAGGACAUGUUCACGGAGCACCUCUUCGCCAGCACGGGCGAGGACUGCCUCAGCCUCAUGUGCGGGCCGCACGGCAUGAUCGAGCACUGCUGCGUGCCGUUCCUGGAGGCCAUGGGCUACAGCAAGGACCGCCAGAUCCAGUUCUAGAUCGCUAGAGAUUGUGGCCACGGUUGGAUCAUGCGACCAGCAGGAUUGGAUCCGAAUCCAGGCAUCUGGGCGGAUGCCAGGGCAGGGGCAGGGGCAGCGGUCGUGGGAGCGUGUGUGAGCCGGAUAAGGGCUGGCACAGGCCACGGCCGCAGCGGCCUUUUGUGCAGUUUGACGACGGAAGUGUGCGUCUGUGUGGUUGUGUGUGAGAGCUAGGCAGGACCGCAGGGUCAGACAGAGUGCGCCCGGCUUGGCUGCGGCGCACUGGGACGCGUUGGCAGUUUAAAACCUGCGCUGAGGGGACAAACGAGUUUGGCAACAGUAGGCAGUUAAAAGAUAGAAUGUGUAGGUCAGUUUCCCAGUGGGCAAAUGAGUUGUGCAAGCCUGCAAACGGCAGGAAGCAUGGCAAGGAUAUUACUGAUUGACUGCAGCAGGGGAUAGCAGUAGUGGCACAGCAGAGUGCCCGAGAGAGUGUGUGCACGUGCUAGUUUUGGAGUCAGGCACCGCCGUUGAGAUGAUGUAUUGAUGACGCAGCAUUUCAUGUGACAUAGGGAGGCUUUCCAUGCGGUUAUUAUAUUAUGUCAGGAAAGUGCCUGACAGCGUUUAGCGCGUGGGGAGAAGUACGACCCUCCGUGGGCUGAACCCACGUUAGGGCGUGGGUUGGUCAGGAGGGUGGGUGCCAUGCAUGAAGCAGAGGGCCGGGGCGUUAGCCCGUUUUGGUGAGAGCUUGUUUGAUGCAAUGCGAUACAUAAUCAUAAGGGGGUUUUGGCGCGUGAGAGUGCGACCUGUGUAUGGCAGCACGCCAUCGGUGCCAACCGGCGAAGGUGCAGGAGGUGCAGGUAAAGCUACAUAUAGACACCCCCUGCCGCACAGUUGUAAAUUAAGCAAGCG
Messenger RNA from Chlamydomonas reinhardtii, 4134 nucleotides. RefSeq lists its product as uncharacterized. Bases 598 to 3246 code for a protein of 882 amino acids. The transcript is spliced from 16 exons. The record is from RefSeq and is a predicted model, not a curated record. Gene Ontology annotation, molecular function: nitrate reductase (NADPH) activity; molybdopterin cofactor binding; molybdenum ion binding. Lineage: Eukaryota; Viridiplantae; Chlorophyta; Chlorophyceae; Chlamydomonadales; Chlamydomonadaceae. Gene Ontology annotation, biological process: nitric oxide biosynthetic process; nitrate assimilation.